This is a messenger RNA of Nelumbo nucifera (sacred lotus), 1324 nucleotides long. Its product is annotated as stress regulated protein. Gene Ontology annotation, molecular function: ATP-dependent peptidase activity; metalloendopeptidase activity; ATP binding. Gene Ontology annotation, biological process: proteolysis. The record is from RefSeq and is a predicted model, not a curated record. Lineage: Eukaryota; Viridiplantae; Streptophyta; Magnoliopsida; Proteales; Nelumbonaceae.
UGGGAGUGACGGGAAGCCGAAGUCACUCAUCGAGGCUAUAUCUGUUAGGACAUUAGUAUGCAUAUCUGAAGUUGGUUGCCAGAGAUGGGCUCCAUGGUGUAUUAUGGUUUCAGGUUGUCGUUGCGGCCACGUUUGAACCUUCGCAUGGUUAGAGCUCUAUGUUCUAUUGAACCUGGUGGUUCACGAUUGCAGAUUUUGGAACAAGUAGAUAAGGAACUAGCAAGCGGGAAUGAUGUGGCGGCACUAUCUCUUGCUAGGGAUUUACAGGGAAAGCCCGGGGGUCUCCGCUGCUUUGGCGCAGCAAGGCAGAUCCCCCAAAGGCUCUAUACUUUGGAUGAACUGAAGUUGAACAAUAUAGAUACUUUAUCUCUUCUAUCACCGGUAGAUGCAACACUUGGUUCAAUAGAAAGAAAUCUACAGGUUGCUGCUGUUCUGGCAGGGAUUUCUGCAUGGGUUGCUUUUGGACUUACACAACAACAAAUCCUACUUUUAUCCCUUGGAUUGUUAUUUCUGUGGUCAUUGGACUUGGUUUUGGUAAAUGGAGGAAUUGGCAGUUUGGUUCUUGAUACAAUUGGUCAUACUGUUAGUCAAAAAUACCACAAUAGGGUCAUUCAACAUGAAGCUGGGCAUUUCAUAAUAGCCUACUUGCUUGGAAUUCUUCCCAAGGGUUAUACACUGUCAAGUUUGGAAGCUCUGAGAAAGGAAGGAUCCCUCAAUGUUCAAGCAGGGACAGCUUUUGUGGAUUUUGAGUUUGUUGAAGAAGUAAAUAAAGGGAAAGUUUCUGCUCAGAUGCUGAAUAGGUUUUCAUGCAUAGCACUGGCUGGUGUGGCAACGGAAUAUCUUUUAUUUGGAUGUGCUGAGGGAGGUCUUGCUGAUAUUGACAAGUUGGACAGAUUACUGAAAGGCUUGGGCUUUACACAGAAGAAAGCAGAUUCUCAGGUGAGAUGGGCAGUAUUAAACAUUGUUCUACUUCUACGUCGUCAUGAAGGAGCUAGAUCAAAACUUGCAGAGGCCAUGUCCAUGGGAAGGUCUGUUGGCUUCUGUAUUGAUACCAUAGAGAAAGCUAUAGACGAUGUAGAAAUCUAGAAACCAUUCAAUAAUACGAUGCCUUCAUGCAAUGUCUUGGAAACAAUUAAAUUUGGUGAUGAUAUCUUGCAUUGUCUAUGAUUUUUAACGGGCUCCUUGGGUUCAUUUGUAUCGUGCUGGUUGGAAAUGCAAUUCAUAUCUGGCAGUUUAUUUCAAUCUUAAUGAAUUGAAAAGGGGACUAGAGAACUAGAGAAGCUUGUGUAUCAAGUGUUCUCUCAAAUAUAUUAUACAUAUCACA